Molecule: messenger RNA, 1254 nt
Organism: Tetranychus urticae (two-spotted spider mite)
Lineage: Eukaryota; Metazoa; Arthropoda; Arachnida; Trombidiformes; Tetranychidae
Product: pre-mRNA-splicing factor ISY1 homolog
Biological process (GO): generation of catalytic spliceosome for second transesterification step
Source: RefSeq, a predicted model, not a curated record
UCAAACAUGUUUGUUGUGUUUGUUUAUUAGCAACCGUUUUAAUUGAUCACCGGGUAGUUUUUGAUUUGAAUAAUUGUUCUCUGUGUACUUUGUUUAUUACUUCAAAAGUCUAAAACAUAUCUUCGAACCAUGGCUCGAAAUUCUGAAAAGGCGAUGACAACCCUUGCUCGAUGGAGGCAAGCCCAAUUAGAAACUGAUAAAGGGAAACGUCGAAGACCUUAUCUAGCGUCUGAAUGUAAUGAUCUUAAAGAAGCUGAACGAUGGAGAUUGGAAAUUAUUCGAGAAAUCAGUAAGAAAGUUACUCAAAUUCAAAAUGCCGGAUUAGGAGAGUACAGAAUACGUGAUUUGAAUGACCAAAUCAAUAAGCUUCUGCGAGAGAAAAGACAUUGGGAAUAUCGAUGUGCUGAACUUGGAGGGGUUAACUAUCGUCGUACUCCUGGUCCUAAAUUUGAUUUUUCUGGUAGAGAAGUGCCGGGGACACGAGGGUAUCGGUAUUUUGGCGCAGCAAAAGAUUUACCAGGUGUCAGAGAGCUCUUUGCAACUGAGCCUCCACCUUUAAUUCGUAAAACUAGAGCUGAAUUGAUGAAAGAGGUAGAUGCUGAUUAUUAUGGUUAUAGAGAUGAAGAUGAUGGAGUAAUUGUUCCAUUGGAAACUGAGACUCAAAAAGAAACAAUCGUUAAGGCUGUUGCUGAACUCUCGGAAUCUGAAACUCAUAUUGAAGUUGAUCUAAAUACAUUAGAUAUUGAAGAUGAAAAGAUAGACGAUGAUGAUGAAGGUGCUGAUUUCCGUGGACCAAAGAGUUUUAUUUCACAUGUUCCUCACAUACCAAGUUUAGAAGAAAUUAAACAAGUCCUUCUGGAGAAAAAGAAAGCUGAACUUUUGCAAAAAAUAUUAAGUGGAAAAGUUGAUGACGAUGACGACGAUGAUGAUGAAGAAGAAGCCGAUGAAACAAUAAAAAAGACUAGCAAAUAAUUUAAAUUUUAAACUUUACUGUGAAAUCUCGCUCUUAUAAUUUUGAUUACGAGAAAUUGUCAAAAUGAGUAUUUAACUGUUAAAAUUGGAACCAGAUCGCUUCAAUCCAACUUUACAAAUAGAUUCUCUAUCGAGUCCCAGCCGACAGAUUCUGAACUGAAUGUGUUGACAAUUUAAUUCUACAUAAUUGGACUUUAAUUGUCCCAUCUUGAUAAACUAUAUAAAUUAUUUUUAUAUUUUUUGUUGAUUAAACUUAAUUCAUUGAUAUCUUGACUAAUUAAA